Messenger RNA from Scatophagus argus, 1229 nucleotides. It is a transcript of the gene hdhd3, whose product is annotated as haloacid dehalogenase-like hydrolase domain containing 3. Bases 260 to 985 code for a protein of 241 amino acids. The transcript is spliced from 3 exons. The record is from RefSeq and is a predicted model, not a curated record. NCBI's taxonomy places the organism in Eukaryota, Metazoa, Chordata, Actinopteri, Scatophagidae.
GGGGUUCAGUCGACACCAGAAUAAACACGUAGUGUCAUUAUGCGUGGAUGUUUAUGGCAGAAUGAAUUUAGGAGAGGGAUAAUAGAAAGAUUGUACAGAAGAAUGAAGGUCAAUGGGGGCCCUCCAGAAGAUGGCAACAGCUGCCCUAAAAAAAACAUCCUAGCGAAGAAGAAGACGAAGAAGAAGAAGGUACACUGUAGCUAUCUAAACAUGACCGCAGCGAAACUGUUGACAGUCCUGAAAACUUGAAUUAGGUGUAAUGCGAGCUCCUUUGCGCUGGGUGCUAUGGGAUGUGAAGGACACCCUGCUGAGGGUGCGCGCAUCUGUGGGAGAGCAGUACUGCAAGGAGGCUGAACGAAUGGGCCUGAACCUCAGUCGUGUGGAGGUCGAAGCUGCUUUCCACCAGGCAUAUCGACAUCAUUCCAGCAGAUACCCAAACUAUGGCAUCACUCAGGGCCUGGAUGGGCGGUCUUGGUGGAUGGGGGUGGUGCAGGACACAUUCUCUCGGUGCAGAGUGCAGGACCCUGCCCUGCUUAGGACAAUCGCUCACAACCUUUAUCAUAACUUCUGCAGUGCAGAGAACUGGGAGGUAUUUCCAGACUCACAGGAGGCCCUGGAGAGCUGUUCUUCUCUUGGACUGAAGCUAGGUGUGGUGUCUAACUUUGAUAGCCGCCUAGAAGAGAUUUUACGUGUUUGUGGCCUGCUGUCUCACUUCAGCUUUUUAAUAUCAUCAGAGGAAGCAGGUAUAGCAAAGCCAAAUCCAGCCAUCUUUGAUCGGGCGCUGCAGAAAUGCGGGGUACCAGCUGCUUGUGUAGCUCACAUUGGGGACCACUAUGUUAAUGAUUACUUCACCUCUCGGUCUGUUGGCAUCCACGGGUUCCUAUUAGACAGACACAACAAGCAUAUCGGAGCAGACGUUCCUCGAGAGCAUCGGUUCAGCUCCUUGGCUGAGUUGCCAUCCCGGCUUCGGCUGCACUUGGACUAAUGCCAAACAGUCAUGGACUCAAGUGCAAAGCUACUCAGCCUAAAUGUGGUUCAGUUAAGGAACUAAUUUGUGUGAUUUAAACAUGUUGACCUGACUGUGCUCAACCAGUUUAGAGCUCUUUCUAUGGUUAGAAGUAAUCCAGAUUAUCCAGAUAGGUUAUUAUAUAAAAACUCUAUGUACAGGGUAUAAUUAUCAUGGAUUUUGUGAUAACUAAAUUAAGAGCAAUAAAUAUGUAUUAAUUGUU